GUUGUCUCCUUACUUCUACACAGGACCAAGCCGAUACUGGUCAAGCGUAGGCGAAGCCAUGCUGACCCUCUUCAUGGCCAUCUCGGGUGGAAUUGAUUGGGACGAUGGCUUGACACCACUUCGGGACAUUCCCAUUGCAAUGGUGGCCCUGAAUCUUUACAUCAUCAUAACAGUGUUCACGGUCGUCAACGUCGUGACCGGUGUCUUUUGCAACACAGCAAUCGAAAGUGCCGCAGCAGACAAAGACAUCGCUGUGAUGAAGCAGAUGCGUAAGCAAGCAGCGCAGGUCCAAGUUCUCAGGCACGUGUUCCAGGAAAUAAACAGCCACCGCACGGAUACCAUCAGCAUGCAGGAUCUCCAGGACGCAAUGGGUGCCGACAAGCUUUCCAGUUUCUUCGAAUCCAUGGGCAUCUCUACAGCCGACGUUUGGACUCUCUUCAAGGUGAUCGAUACAGAUGGAAGUGGCGCAAUCGACAUGGAGGAGUUCGUCUCUGGUUGUAUGAGGCUUCACGGCCCAGCGAAAAGCUUGGACAUUGCCAAGAUGGAGUUCGAAGCCGAAGUGACUCGUGACUCCAUCGCCAGCUUGGACAGGGCUGUGAGCGACAUGCAGGAGUUGUUGCUGACCGUCCUGACCAAACAGGAUGGCGCUGAGAUUGCGCAGAAUGCCCAGAAAAACAAGCCGCGAAAAAGUGCAGGAAUAGCUGGAAAGCGCUACAUCCUUAGCUUGACCUUGAGCGAUUUGGAGUCGGCAAAAACUUCCAGCCGGGUAGGCGAAGCCCUCCGUGCCGCCUCCACCGGCGAGCUCAAGCUAGCAAAGAAGGCUGAAGCCAUCAUUGGAUUCCUCAACGCCCGCAGCGAGGAAGUAAAUUGUGUUUGGGCCAGGCUUGCGAGUGUAAGCCGUUCGAGCGGGCGUAGCAUCAGCUCCCUCGGCCAUUUCUGGAAGCUGGCAGACGACGAAGUAGGCCCAGCAUGCGGCUGGGGAAGUGCAGCUUUUGCAGCAAAGGCCGGUGAAAGCUCCGAGGCGAAGGCGGUGUCGGUGCCCAUCCAGACCUCUCCCUUCGUUUUCGAGCGUCUCGCGGCUUCUUCGAAGCAGAUCUUCGAGCUUUCCGGGGCGCAAGGAGCUGCAGCUGUCGCCACUGCGGCAGCCGCCAAGGCCUCGCUUGCGGAGCUCUUCGCAGCAGCCUAUGAAGCAGAGCGCCCCUCCGACCUGGCGCGGCUGAAGCGAUCCGGAAUGUCGCAUCUGCUUCAAUGGCUCUUUGACCUGAGCUUCCUUCGCAUCGCCCUCUCUGCAGCCGCAGCACCUGGCGCCGGUGCCUACGAGUCACUUCGGGAGCUGCUAACCAAGGUGGAAUCCGUGACAUUCUCUGAUCCGGUGGACCGCUUGUUGUACCAGGACGUUCUGAAAGCUUCGGUGAGCAACCAUGUCCAGGGCACCAAGGUGUUACUUGCACCUUUCUUUCUCCACAAUCCGCUCCACGGGUAUCUCUCCCAGAGUGCCUCUGGAACGGUGCGCUCUAACAGCAAACCGGCGCUUGGCAACGAGAACGAAGGCUUCGAGCUGCAGACGACAUUCGCCGCCCCGCUGCGGCCUGUUCUUCCACGCUUUCCGCUGCUUCCAGUGGCCAUGAAUGUCAGCGCGACAUCCGAUCUGGAGAGGCUGCGCCUGGAUCCCCCAGCGCGAAAGGCUGAGCCGAAGGCUGCAUCCUCGUUGAUGCAGCAGGCAGGUGGCCUGGUCGGCAGCGGCCUGGGCACACUGAAAUUUGGGGCGGCCCUUUUCACAGGGAAGCCGGGUGUGCCGGGCAAGAACUCUGAGGAGAGUUAUCCCACAGAGCAGCAAAUGCUGCUCUGGCUUGGCCUGACGCAGUUUCCAUUUGUCAGUGAUGUAAGGUUGCAAGCAUCCAGCAUCAUGCUCAGCGAUGCCCAUCGUGUGGCAUCCGUGGCCUUGGGAGCCUCAAACGGCUUGCAAGAUGCAGGCCAUUUGGGGCCGACGCGCUGGCGCGUUGCCCAGCUUUCCUGGGGCCGCUAUGUGCGCUACGUGCCGAUCCAUCCGUCGAAGGGCCGAACGUCCAAGCCCGUGCUGCGAAUUGCCGAGUGGUCCCGAGGUUCUCGGCGACCAUGGAGGAUCCAAAGUCGAUCUUCCACAAGCGACCGCAAAGGCUCGCCUUUGCCUUUUGACUGCAAAAGCGCCAUGCGGGAACCGCUACUGAUCGUUUUAUCUGUUACUUCACCGUACCCGGACUCACCUGCCAAAAGGCAGAUGCUCAAGGACCUGUGGUCGUGUGCCACCUUGCUGACGGCGCUUGGCCCCUCUCGGGCCACAGCAGAGGUGCGGCGGCAGAUUGCGCAGCAAAAAUGGAAGUGGACAGAGCUUGCCCGGUUUGAAGGACGACAGGCAACCUGGUCUCGCAGUGAUGUGCCGGUCACUGGCUGGUCUCUGCUUUGGCGAAGUGAGGAGCCGACGCUACGCGGGCCGGAGCUGUACUGCCAAUACCAGGACCACUUGCAGCCUGCCUUGACACUCCAUUUCCUGCAGUCUCCUUGCGAAAAGUGCUGCGUGGGCUCUGCGAAAGCCGCUAAAGAGGUCACAACAGGCCGAGCCGGAGAAGAAAUCAAACUCGAGGAGGGCACGUGGCGAUGCGGACAGGAGAAUCCUGCGUGCAUAGCAGACUUUCGCAGGCUACUGUCCUGCCAAAAAGUCCGAGAGGAGGACAUGGGCAGCGUGGAUUGGCUCAGCCUGCGCGAACAAAUGCGGAGGGCCCUGGUGUAUGCGCGAGAAGGUCUUGUUGAAGGCUUUCGUGAUGGCUUGCAUGGGCAGCUGCACAAGAUCGCCUUCGAAGCCCAGUUUGGGGACUUCAUGCUCUUGGACAUGGGGAGGAAGGAUUGGGUUCGAAGAUUUCGCGAUCUUUACUCGCUACAUCUCACCGACAGCAAGAAGGCACCCAGCUGCCUGCUUGGACAAGUCAGUCUUCAGCUUUUCCUGCUGUUUUUCACCGACGGCCGGAGCCAUGCAAUGUGGUUUCAG
Molecule: messenger RNA, 3022 nt
Organism: Symbiodinium necroappetens
Lineage: Eukaryota; Dinophyceae; Suessiales; Symbiodiniaceae
Source: the annotation of a GenBank genome assembly